UAUUAACCACUCUCAUAACAAGAAGUGUUCUAUUAAAAAUAUUCGAUUUUGUAAAUCAUUUAAGUAUUUAUGUAAUGCUUAUAAUUGCAAGAUCAUGUCUGCAGCCAAUACUUCUUCGGAUUUACCAAACGAUACCACUUCACAGGUGAUUUCGGCGAUUUCUGGUAACGAUGUUGAUAAACUUGAACGUCUUGUGGCCUCUUGUGCCGAAAGUCUCGCUAUUCUUGACGACGAAGGCAAUAACCUUUUACUCCUUUCAAUCAUUCUAGACAAGUAUGGAAUCUUUGACUACUUGUUGUCUCUCAAUUACUACGACUUGGAAGCCACCAACUUAAAUGGUGAGACGGCACUGUUGCUCUCUUUGACACGUUUCGCAAAUCAAGGUGUGUUUUUAAGUGAGCACUUUGCCGUGGGUUUAGUCGAAAAAAGUGCAAAUAUUCACACGCUUUGCUACAACAAUAAUACAUUUCUACACUUGGCUUUACAAAGACAUCAGUUUUUAAUCAGCCAGGUGCUUAUUGAGAAAGGUGCUGAUAUUAAUGCACAAAACAAUGAUGGAUGUACACCUCUGCAUAUGCUGUUUAACAUGAAAACUGACCCCGAUGGUGUGAGUGAAGGGGUGGGUUUAAUGAUUUAUUAUGGAGCGGAUGCUUCCAUUAUUGAUAAUAACGGGAAUUUGCCGUUUGAACUGGCUGUGAUUUAUGACCCUAGUAUCAUUUCAGUCCACGAACAUUUGUUCUUUUAUACAUUUGAUUGUUAUUCAGAAUAUAAACUGUCUUCUGAGGUUUUGUUUGAGUUGUUGGAAAGAAAGUCUCCUUUGUUUUUUCAACUCGCGGAGUGCGUGAAAGAAGUGGUUUUCGUUAAAAAUGUAAUUUUUUCGUCUAUGAUGUUUUUCAAAUUGGAGCCGCAGGUUCUAGGGGUUAUGAUUGACAAGUUUGACUAUGUCAUACGAAGUGUUUUUUUGAGUAAGCAGCCAAUCUUUUGGUACGAUUUUCAGUCCACGUCUUUCCAUAAUUGGGAAAUGUUGAUUAAUAGUAACUUAGCUUGUGAAACUGUUGAGUUUCUUGGUAAAAUUAGAAUGGAACUGUUGGUUGCUAAAAUGAUAGAAGAUCAAAUCCAUCCUAGAGAGGCCAUGAAUUUUAUUUUUUACUUGCUGUCAUAUGGACUUAACGUGUGGGAAAAAGAUCUAGAUUCUGUGUAUAAAACAUACGGUUAUUGUGAUCUUUUCAAAACCUUGUUGCACAUGGAGAUUAGGGUCAGUUUCUGUGAUAUUAUUCCACGUAUUAUUUAUGAUAUUAAAUUAGAUCUAGAUGUGUUUCUUAAUGAUCCUCAUAAUUACUCUCUAAAUGCAUUUGAAGAGUUGUUGGACUACUUUGCAAGACCUAAAUUAAAAAAUAUUUGUUAUAAAUUAAAUGUGAAACAGUUUAUUACCAAAGCUAAAAGUCUACCUCAGGUGCCACUAUUAGUCGAGUUUGCAAGAGAUGCAGUCAGAAAGUAUUUAAUUGAGAGGUUCAGUGUACGGAGAUCUAGUCAAUUUUAUACAGUUGUUAGGUGGCUCCCUAUCAGUAUUUAUCACAAGAAGAUACUUUCGUUUGAAACGAAAUUAUAUAGAUAUCCCUGUUAAUAAAGUUUUUGUAAAUUGGAA
Zophobas morio is the source of this 1645-nucleotide messenger RNA. RefSeq lists its product as uncharacterized. Gene Ontology annotation, molecular function: protein binding. The record is from RefSeq and is a predicted model, not a curated record. Bases 95 to 1624 code for a protein of 509 amino acids. NCBI's taxonomy places the organism in Eukaryota, Metazoa, Arthropoda, Insecta, Coleoptera, Tenebrionidae. The transcript is spliced from 3 exons.